This is a messenger RNA of Chondrus crispus (carragheen), 2490 nucleotides long. RefSeq names its product Actin-related protein. Gene Ontology annotation, cellular component: cytoplasm; Ino80 complex. The record is from RefSeq and is a predicted model, not a curated record. The coding region runs from base 1 to 2274 and encodes 757 amino acids. Gene Ontology annotation, biological process: regulation of DNA-templated transcription. The transcript has 2 exons. NCBI's taxonomy places the organism in Eukaryota, Rhodophyta, Florideophyceae, Gigartinales, Gigartinaceae.
AUGCGCGACCCGGAAACUGGCCUGCGCACCUUUCUCAUCGGCCACGAAGCCCUCAUCUCCUCAGCCCGCUCCACGGCCCGCCCAGCCUACGACUCCGCCAUACCCAACAACCCUGCUCUGAUGGAGCGCCUGCUGGACGGCUCGCUUGCAGCCUUGGGGCUCGCCGAUGAGGAACGCAUCAACCAUCGCUUCGUCCUGACAGAGGCCCCGUGCCAGCCCAAUUCGGCCCGCGCCUUGCUCAUGGAGCUCUUGUUCGAGGCGUAUGAGGCCCCGGGCAUCUGCUUUGGCAUUGACGCCCUGUUUAGCUAUUUCUAUAACAGGCCCGGUGAGGGCGCAACGCCGAAGGAGACUAUGCGCUUUGCGAGGGAGGACGCCGUGGUGGUAUCAUGCGGGUAUAACGCGACCCAUGUGCUCCCGGUCGUAGGAGGGAGGAUCAAACCCAACUUGGUCAAGAGGGUCAACGUGGGGGGUGCAACAAUGACGGAUCAACUCACCAGACGACUGCAGCUGUUGCACCCGGAGCAUUCAAGCAUGCUUAGUACUGGAAGGGUCGAGCUCCUCAAGGAGAAGAUGUGUUAUGUGUCGGAGGAGUAUGAUGCCGAGUUGAAGAAAAUUAGAGAGGAGCCAGAUUACUUUGACGAAGUAUCGAAGACAGUCAAGGUGCCAACUGGGGAGGCGAGUGAGAAGCCGGCGAUGAGCGCGGAGGAGCAGGCGAGAUCAAGGCAGGCGAGAAUUGAUAAUGGGAGGAGGUUGAAUAAGUUAAUGCAGGAGAAAAGGAAGUCAAGAGCAGGUGCAAGGGAUAAGGAUGUGUCGGGUACAGAGGCAGAGCCGGAGGAUACAUCGUAUACGCCGGAGGAGGUUGAGGCUUUGUACGAUUCAAUGAAAAAGCUAUACGAUGUCAAGCGUAUUGAAGAUAUGAGGGAUAUAGAUGAGGACAAGUACUACAUUGCCAUGUGCGUCGGACAGUGGGAGUCGUCGACAGCGCUGAACGAAGAGAUCGACAAGCGACAGCUGCUCGUGGAUGAGGAACGUGCAAAAUUGAGUGCAGGAAAGACAAGGGCAGCGGAGGCGGCGUGGUGGAAGCGCGUACGGGAAGACGAGCUUCUGUCGAUGUCAGACUCAGAGCUGAGCGCGCCGGAACUCAAACGAAAGCGGCACGUGCGAGCGCUGCGCGGGGCUGCGGAAGCACGACUACGGGCGAAAAGGGCAAAGCUCGCGGCGAAGGCGGAAGCGGAGAGGAAGGCUGAGGAAAUAGAGAAGAUGCGCACGGAGAGGCCACAAGAGUAUCUGACCAAACUGCGAACGGAGCGAGAUGAGCUAGCUGAGCGUUUAAAGCGAAGGGACGCGGCGCGAGAAGCGGGAUCGGAUAGGCGGUCGCAGGCUGCAAGGGAACGAAUGAGGUUGUUGGCACAACAUGCAGGAAGCAAGGCGGGUUUCGACGACGACCCCGGGCGAGGGAACUCAAAGGGGCGCGGGAGAGGAAGGGGGAAGGGAAGAGGGAGGGGCAGGGGGAGGGGACGAGGUAGAGGGCGUGGGAAGAAGAAAGUGGAGGAGGACACGUUUGGGAUGGACGAUGCGGACUGGGAUGUAUACAGAUCGAUGAAGGUUGGAAACGAUGGGACGGAUUCUGACGACAACUCUGGAGAAGAGCGUGCUCGUUUGAAAGCUGUGCGUGUGGAGAUUAUGGACAUGGCACCUGACGAUGUAGACCCGACGAUGACGAUCCCGGUGGGUUCCGCACUGCUCUACGAGGAAAAUAAGUACGCAGACGAGUUUCCCGUGACAGUCGAUCGGAUACGUACGCCGGAGCUGAUUUUUCAACCAACGUUAGCCGGAGUGGAACAGUGUGGAAUUGUGGAAGCGCUGCAGAUGAGCACGUCGAGCAAGUCGUCAAUCGUGCGCGAGGUAUUCCUAACUGGAGGAGUAGCGAACACGAGCGGGUUGAAGCGACGCAUCUGCGCCGAGCUGCGGAAGGCGUUCCCCAUUGACUGGGGCGACAGCAUUGUGAGUGGGGUGCGCACUGCGAAGGACCCCGUGCUGGACGCAUGGCGCGGGGCCGCGAAAUUCGCGGAAACCGGAGGCAGAGUGUUCAAAGAUGCUUGCAUCACCAAGGCGGAGUAUGAAGAAAUGGGUAACGGGUACAUCAAGGAGCACGCAUUCGGAAAUGUGUUCUACCCAACGCCGAUCCUGUCGGCGGCGGAUCUGGAGCUCAAGAAAAAACUGCAGAAACAGGCGAGCAAGCGGGGACGGCCGCGGUCGUUAGUGUUAGGCUAGCUAAAAGUGCCAAGAUGUACUAGUCUUGUCUCAGGUAUCCAAGUUGGGUGCCCGUAUUGGGUCAUGCCGGGGAGGCAUCAGAUGUGAUUCCGUAACAGUGAAUUCACAGCUUACCGGAUACAUUACUGUAUGGCUUUAUGAUGGCGCCACCGUAUUGGUUUUGUACGCAGUGCGCACACUCGGCGGCAAUUCGUCCAAAAAUUUUCCACAGUCUCC